AUGACCUCUGAUGAUAACUAUAGCGUCUUCCGAGAAUGUUUCUCGAGCGCAAUCGUCGCCCGAUCUGAGAAACCGAAAACAAGCAAACGGCGACCAAAGGCCAAGCGCAAUGCCAGCAAAGAAGUGAUCUCCGAAGCCGACUCUGGGCUACCUGAAAGAGUCGAUCCGGAGGAAUUAGCUGAAUUCGUCGAUUUCAUCGCGACCGAAGCCUUCACCUCCUUCCCGGAGCCCCUUCGAACCCUCUCGUACGCAGCAAUCCAGCAUAAUCAACAGCUAGCAUCGCUCUACGUCCCCGAAGACACAGAUACACCCCUAGACCGCACCACCCUCGAUUCGCUCUGCGCUACCAUCCCCGGCACAGUGCCAGACACACUUUCAGCCUACGGUCUAGUCCCGGACGCGAACGACCUCCCCGAAUUCCUCUCCCCAAUACUCAGCGAGUACACUACAAGUGUGACCAGCGCACCGCCGGUGUGGAGUAACACGCGCACAGAAGAAUGCGAAAUCUGCGAGCGCGAUUGGAUCCCGCUGUCAUAUCAUCAUCUCAUUCCUCGAGGGGUACAUGCGAAAGUGCUGAAGAGGGGGUGGCAUGAUGAGUGGACGCUGAAUAGUGUUGCGUGGUUGUGUCGGGCUUGCCAUAGCUUUGUGCAUCGGAUGGCGACUAAUGAGGAGUUGGCGAGGGAGUAUUAUACCGUGGAUCUCAUUAUGGAGAGGGAAGAUGUACAGGAUUGGGCCAAGUGGGUUGGUCGGGUGAGGUGGAAGGCGAAGUAA
This is a messenger RNA of Penicillium cataractarum, 771 nucleotides long. Its product is annotated as HNH endonuclease. The record is from RefSeq and is a predicted model, not a curated record. Bases 1 to 771 code for a protein of 256 amino acids. NCBI's taxonomy places the organism in Eukaryota, Fungi, Ascomycota, Eurotiomycetes, Eurotiales, Aspergillaceae. The transcript has 2 exons.